UCUUCUCUCUCUCUCUAAAACUAUUAAGUUCCUCUCUCCACACCAUUAAACCACCCCCACCACCACCCUCCUCUCCAUACAAUGAGAAGAAGAGAGACAUAAAAACAAAAGGUGGUAGAUGCAUGAGCCACAAACCCAGUUACAUAAUCUCUCUCUCUCUCCCUCCCCUCUCUUGCACACUCACCACCUUUCCUUCCUAAAUCCUAAAUCCCUUUGCCACUGAUUGCUCACCAACCACCUCUUCGAUUCUCCUCCGGCUCCCUCAACCGCCGCCUUCUUUGCGUCUUCAGUGAUCCAAGGAGCUAGGUGAUAACUGUGAUAUUUGAGAGAAGUGACCAAGUAAAGCGGUGUACGUUAAUUGAAAAUUUUGAGUCAAAACAUGGUGAGCUUACGAAGACGCAAGCUUCUGGCACUAUGCGCUGGGAGAGGUUCUUUCAUCGCUCCACUUCCUAGGUCUUUUAAUGGAACCGCUGCUGCAAAUCCCACCCAUAAUAGCAAUCCAGUCAGAGUGCAUCCAGGGCCUUCAGUUGAUGUAAACCAGCUAUUGGGGAAUAAAUUAGGGCCUAAAUCAUCAAAUGAAUCUGGUUCAAGCUCAUCAAAAGAGCAACCCAUUCAACCAGAAGCAGGGCCACCAAUAAAACGCAGAAAGCGACACAGGAGAAAGAAUUUUCAAAACCAAGAACCAUGUCCAAUGAGAGGCGUCUAUUUCAAAAAUCUGAAAUGGCAGGCAGCAAUAAAAGUAGAUAAGAAACAAAUUCACCUCGGAACUGUUGGUUCACAAGAAGAGGCUGCUCGUUUGUAUGAUAGUUCCUGCCCUCCAUCCUUCCACCUGUCUGAUGGGGAUGGAUGGCUUUUCUGUAAGGCGGGCAUGGGGGGAGGGAUGGCAUUACGCGACCCAGUCCAAGCAGGGCCGGGGGGCGGAGAGGGCUGCCAUCCACCAGCAGGGCUGCUUUCAUGUGUGGGAGGGAACCCAACUUUGAGCUUUCUGAGGAGGAGAAGAAAGAACUUAGGAAAUUCGAGUGGGAAGAGUUCUUGGCCAUUACCCGUCAUGCAAUUACUAGUAAAAAACAUAAAAGAAGGCUUGGAACAGGGUCUCAGAGGAGAUCCGAGUCCCCAAUGGAGAACAGUGAAUGGGAUGCCAAGCAAGAAGUCAAUAGCCUUUCAGCUUCAGAAGAUGUGGAGCCUGACAUAUCUGCCUCUUGAAAACUAUGAAAAGAGACUAGGCUGAUAUUCUGGUUCUAACAGUGAAGUUGUAGUUGAUAGGGCUCCAUUUUUGGUGUGUGAAGCCCUCGUAUAGGGUAAUAAUGGUAUAUUUCAUUGUCUCCUCUUAAGAAAAUCCUUGUGACUUCUACACAAUAAAUAUUAGUUCAAUACUGGAUGUGGAGUAGUUAUUUAUCA
Molecule: messenger RNA, 1398 nt
Organism: Carya illinoinensis
Lineage: Eukaryota; Viridiplantae; Streptophyta; Magnoliopsida; Fagales; Juglandaceae
Product: ethylene-responsive transcription factor-like protein At4g13040
Exons: 8
Coding region: 380-1228 (282 amino acids)
Biological process (GO): regulation of DNA-templated transcription
Molecular function (GO): DNA-binding transcription factor activity; DNA binding
Source: RefSeq, a predicted model, not a curated record